AUGAAGGCCGUGGUUUUCCACGGCCCCAAGCACAUCGCGGUCGAAGAGCGGCCUGUCCCCAAGCUGCAAGGCCCCAAAGACAUCAUCGUCAAGGUCCAGUCCACGGCGCUAUGCGGCUCGGAGCUGCACGUCUACCGCGGCCACCAGCCCUCCCCGACAGGCUUCAUCAUGGGCCACGAGUUCGUCGGCACCGUCGUCCAAGCCGGCAGCGAAGUGCAAUCCGUCUCGGUCGGCGACAAGGUCGUCACCCCCCUUCACCGUGUCCUGCUCUUCGGCUCGCCGCAGCUGGACGGCGGGCAGGCCGAGUACGUGCGGGUGCCGCACGCCGACGGCACCGUGGUGCGCGCGCCGCCGCGCAACGAGAUGACCGACGACCGCGCGCUGAUCCUCAUGGCCGACAUCUUCCCCACGGGCUUUUUCGGGGCGCGGAACGCGUUUGAGAUGUUACGCGGUCAGGACUUGGCUGUGAGUGAGGCGACGGUGGUGGUGGUUGGGUGUGGGCCGGUCGGGUUGUGCGCGAUUGUGUCGGCGCUGGAGUACGCGCCGCGCAAGGUGUUUGCGGUGGAUAGCGUGCCGGCAAGGUUGGAGCUGGCGAGGGGGCUCGGGGCGGAGCCGUUGAAUUUUGCGGGGGAGGGUGGGAAGGAGGCGAUGGUUAAGCGGGUGCUGGAGGUGACCGAGGGUCGCGGGGCGGACGCGGUGAUUGAGGUGGUUGGGUUGAGCCCGGCGCUGAGGACCGCGUUUGAUCUGAUCAGGCCGUUUGGGGUGAUUAGCAGUAUUGGAGUGCAUAAUGCUGAGAUUCCCUGGGACGGAAACGACGCGUAUAACAAAAACGUCAGGGUCCAGAUGGGCCGCUGCCCGGUCCGGUCCAUUUUCCCCGAGGCGCUGCCGGUGUUGGUGAAGAACCAGGACAAGUUCAGCUUCAUGUUCGACAAGAUCAUGCCGCUCUCGGAGGCGGUUGAGGGAUAUGACUUGUUUGACCAGAUGAAGGUGCAAAAGGUGAUCUUCAAGCCGUGA
Chaetomium fimeti is the source of this 1014-nucleotide messenger RNA. Its product is annotated as dehydrogenase-like protein. The record is from RefSeq and is a predicted model, not a curated record. Gene Ontology annotation, molecular function: zinc ion binding; oxidoreductase activity. The transcript is spliced from 7 exons. Bases 1 to 1014 code for a protein of 337 amino acids. Lineage: Eukaryota; Fungi; Ascomycota; Sordariomycetes; Sordariales; Chaetomiaceae.